Messenger RNA from Nerophis ophidion (straightnose pipefish), 1108 nucleotides. It is a transcript of the gene psmc3ip, whose product is annotated as PSMC3 interacting protein. The transcript has 8 exons. The record is from RefSeq and is a predicted model, not a curated record. Gene Ontology annotation, molecular function: double-stranded DNA binding; recombinase activator activity. Lineage: Eukaryota; Metazoa; Chordata; Actinopteri; Syngnathiformes; Syngnathidae. Gene Ontology annotation, biological process: meiotic strand invasion involved in reciprocal meiotic recombination; meiotic joint molecule formation; homologous chromosome pairing at meiosis. Gene Ontology annotation, cellular component: DNA recombinase auxiliary factor complex; condensed nuclear chromosome. The coding region runs from base 126 to 764 and encodes 212 amino acids.
UUUAACCACUAAAAAAAUUGUUACGAGUGAGGCAUCUUCCCAAAGAGACGAUCCUUCAUGACGCAUGUUUUUUGCGCGAAACUCAGUCGGGCUAGAACGCGGAAGCAAGACAGGAAGAAUUGGAGAUGAGUAAAAAGGAUAACGGUGUUGGCGUCAUCCUGGCCUACUUGAACGCCAAGAACCGCCCUUACAGCGCCCAGGAUGUCUUCUGUAACCUACAAAAGCAGCACGGAUUGGGCAAAACCGCAGUGGUCAAAGCCGUGGAGCUGCUGGCACUGGAAGGCAAGAUAAAGGAGAAGACUUACGGCAAGCAGAAGAUUUACUUUGCUGAUCAGGCUCAGUUUAAAGACGUGAGCGAUGCAGACCUGAAGGCCAUGGACGGUCGCAUCUCCCAGCUCAACGAGGAACUGCAGACCCUCAGCAAGAGCUGCAGACAGCUGGAUGCAGACCUUAAGGAGCUCAACAGCAGUUUGACCACUCAACAAAUGAUCUCCGAGAUCGGGAGGCUGAAAGAGGAGUGCUCAACAAGCCGUGAGCGUCUGGAGAAGAUCAAAUCUGCGAGCAAUCACGUCACGCCCGUGGAAAAGGAGAAGGUUUUGAAAGAGCAAAAUGUGUAUGUGAAAGAAUGGCGCAAGAGGAAGCGACUGGCUUCGGACAUGAUGGACACAAUCCUGGAGGGAUACCCCAAAAGCAAGAAGGAGUUCCUGGAGGAGGUUGGUGUGGAGACAGACGAGGACUAUAAGGCAGUAGUGCCGACUGUCUGAUCCAAUUGUUGAAUCUAUAUUUAAAGACUGAUUUAGUUUUGUACAAUUUAUUCUGAUUUUAGUUCAUCUUACUGCACUCGUGUGUGACGUUUGGCAGAUAUAAUUUACAUUUUGUGCCACCUUAUUAAACGUUCAGGACAGAUGGAUCUAUCAACAGCAUAUUUAUUUAGGCAGGAGGGACGCUCUGGAAAAAACAUACAGCACAAUACACUUUGAAGAAGCAAGAGAACAGGAAUAAUUCAGCAAAUAUAAAAUGUUUGUCAAACGGACACAAGUACAAUCUUCUGUGUCCUAAAACAUCAUUAUCCAAAACUCAAAUUGGUUUCCAGCAAAACAUUGUCUAA